Molecule: messenger RNA, 306 nt
Organism: Geodia barretti
Lineage: Eukaryota; Metazoa; Porifera; Demospongiae; Tetractinellida; Geodiidae
Source: the annotation of a GenBank genome assembly
UUGAUCGUGGCCGUCGACGGUCGCAUCGACGGCAGCAAUUCCCAGGAAUUCCAGGACGGAUUCGAGAAAACGGUCGGCGACGACGAGCGCGCGGUGGUCCUGGACAUGGGCAAGCUUACCUACAUCAGCAGUUCGGGCCUGCGGGCGACGCUGCUUCUCGCCAGACGGCUGCAGCGGCAACAAGCCAAGUUCGCCAUCUGUUCGCUCUCGCCGUCGAUCAAGGAAGUGUUCGAGAUCAGCGGUUUCGACCGCAUCAUCCAGGUGCACGCGUCCAGGGAGGAGGCGAUCCAGGCGGUGAGCGCCUGA